GCUCAAGCCUCGCAUUAUUCCUGCCCAAUGACGGGGCCUGCAUGCAUCGCCUCUGCGCCCUGGGAGCUGUUUUCCUAUCGGCCGGUUGCCUGUUCAACGCCAGCGGUCCGCGAGUUCCGCGGCGCGGAUUUUGCGCCCGCUCGAGAGAUGUCGCCACGCUGCGUGACCAAGCCGGCAGCGUCCGGAGCGCCGCGGAUGGCUGUUUGGCCGAGACGACGCUCGCAAUGAGGUUCAGUUCAGAACAGGCUUCGGAUCUCAACAGUGAGGAGGACUGGAGUCGGCGCAUAUGCAGCGAAGUCCUCCAAGAUCAACUCCUGGCCGUCCUGAGAGCUCACGACACCGGGAAAGCCAUUGGCCUACCGGUGUCUACGUGGGUGGAGCCACCGACUUAGCCUGGGGGCUUUUGCCCUCGGGCCCUAAUUUCUCUAGACCAAAAAUAAAGUUCUUGCCAUGCCAUGCCA
Dermacentor andersoni is the source of this 461-nucleotide messenger RNA. The record is from RefSeq and is a predicted model, not a curated record. Lineage: Eukaryota; Metazoa; Arthropoda; Arachnida; Ixodida; Ixodidae.